AAGAGCCUCUCCGAGAAAGCCCUAGCAGCCGCUGCUACUCCCCUCUCGUUUCCUCUCUCGGCGCCGCGCUCUCUUCCGACCGAUUCCGCGCGAGAGAGGCGUGGUCCAAGAUGAAGUUUAAUAUCGCAAAUCCCACCACUGGAUGCCAGAAGAAGCUUGAGAUUGAUGACGACCAAAAACUUCGGGCCUUUUUCGACAAGAGAAUUUCUCAGGAAGUUAGUGGAGAUGCUCUCGGAGAGGAAUUCAAGGGCUAUGUUUUUAAAAUCAUGGGAGGAUGUGACAAACAAGGGUUUCCCAUGAAGCAGGGAGUUCUAACUCCUGGCCGUGUCCGCCUGUUGCUGCAUAGAGGUACCCCAUGUUUCCGUGGAUAUGGCAGGCGUAAUGGAGAGCGCAGGAGGAAAUCUGUUCGUGGCUGUAUUGUUAGUCCUGAUCUCUCAGUUUUGAACUUGGUGAUUGUUAAGAAAGGUGAAAAUGAUCUUCCUGGAUUGACUGAUAUCGAGAAGCCAAGAAUGAGAGGACCAAAGAGGGCCUCAAAGAUCCGGAAAUUAUUCAACCUUUCCAAGGAGGAUGAUGUACGCAAGUAUGUCAACACAUACCGUCGAACCUUUACCACGAAAUCAGGAAAGAAAUGCAGCAAGGCACCUAAGAUUCAGAGGCUGGUAACUCCAUUGACCCUGCAAAGGAAACGAGCCAGAAUUGCAGAGAAGAAGAGGAGAAUUGCCAAGGCCAAGGCUGAAGCUGCUGAAUACCAGAAGCUGCUUGCCACCAGGCUCAAGGAGCAGCGUGAGCGCAGGAGUGAAAGUUUGGCAAAGAGGAGAUCUAAGCUCUCUGCUGCCUCUAAGCCAUCUGUUGCUGCCUAAAAGGCAUGUUUGAUUGAAGGAAAGCAAUAUGUGGACAGUGUGUUUCCACAUGUUUGAGAUGAAUUUUGGCGUAUUGCCUCUUAUCUUAUGUUUUUGGAUUUUGCAUUGGAUUGAAAUGUGUUCUUGAUAUUGAGUUCUGGACUCUCAACUAUUUUAGGUACAUUGUGUUAUUUCUUUGAUGCCAUUUUUGCAAUAAUCAUCUGAAGUCUUAAAAUCAGAGGAGAUAGUUGAUGGUUA
Molecule: messenger RNA, 1097 nt
Organism: Phoenix dactylifera (date palm)
Lineage: Eukaryota; Viridiplantae; Streptophyta; Magnoliopsida; Arecales; Arecaceae
Product: small ribosomal subunit protein eS6-like
Biological process (GO): translation
Cellular component (GO): ribosome
Molecular function (GO): structural constituent of ribosome
Source: RefSeq, a predicted model, not a curated record